AUGCCAGCAGAUGGUUUAUGUGCUAGUUUAACAUGUGAUCAAGAAAUAAAACAUCUAUAUGAAUGUCAUUGUUGCUCAAGUCUUAUUUGUUUAAAUCAUUUAAUUGAACAUGUUCAAGCAACACAACGAAACAAAGAACGACUUGUUAGUCUUCGAAAUGAAUUAAAAACAGUUGUUGAUACAUUUAAAGUAAUUAUUGAAAAGAAACUACUAAAUAUUGAACGUGAAAAGAAUUUAAUUGAACGAGCACAAAAAUUACUUGAUGUAGAAAAUGGUUCAAUCGAUGAAGUUCAGAUAAUUUUCGAAGAAAUCAAACAAGCGAUUGGACUUAGUCAAUUAGGUAAAAAAUGA
Adineta steineri is the source of this 351-nucleotide messenger RNA. The record is from the annotation of a GenBank genome assembly. Lineage: Eukaryota; Metazoa; Rotifera; Eurotatoria; Adinetida; Adinetidae.